UCGAAUUUUCCUCUGCUGUGAAAUCGUAGGUUUGCGUGCAGAAAAUUUCGGGUUGAUGGUUUGUACGCCGUAUUUUCCAAUUCUUGCUUCAUCCGCUAAUCCAAAGAAUUCCUACAAUGUGGUGCGAAAAGAUGUCGGUAUGCUGUGAAUAACUCGACCUCAAUUGGGGUAGGGCAGUGCGAUGAAAAUCUAGCGGAAAUCGACACUGAUCGCGGGUGUGUGUAUAGGAAAUAGUUCAAAAAGUGGGUUUCCGGUUCCAGCCACGGUUUUAAUCCAAUUAUAUAAUCAGCUGUUGCUAGAAGUUUUCCAAAGAAAUAAGAUAAAACGAUUGCUUACAAAGAAACAUCGUUGUGUAAGAAGUAGUGCCAAGCUGCCAAAGCAAUAUGGGAUCAUCACGUCCAACGUUGGACUAUCUGCUCGAAAUGAGUGAACCAGAGUCACGUUCCGGUUCGCCGGCCGGUGGUCCCAGCGUCGAAGAACAGAGACACCAUCCGGAGAGAGAGGACGAGGAAGACGGUGGCGGCGGCGAUACACAAAAAGAGCAAAAGGACACCGAGGACGAGCAACAGUCAGGCUCGGUUUCGGUUUCAUCAACAACCGAGCCUAGCAAAAAGAAAAUUCUGGCAAAAGCCGUCUACGACAACAUUGCCGAGAGUACCGAUGAACUGGCCUUCCGCAAGGGCGACAUUCUUACCGUGAUCGAAACGGACACCAGUGAUCUCAAAGGAUGGUGGCUCUGUCAGCUGCGAGGACGACAGGGCAUCUGUCCCGGCAAUCGUUUGAAGAUCAUACAGCCCCACGAUUCGGGCUGUUUCUCCUUAUCACCGGCUUCGUCCCCGUGUCCUUCGAUCGGACCAGGAACGAACCUGAGCAGUCCGGUGCCGAGUGAUAUCUACGAAAACACAUCAACUACCUCGUCAGCAUCCUACAGUGUCAGUGGUGGAAGCUGCGGACCGAAGCAGCAGGGCAAACGCAGAUCCUGGCACAUUAAUCCAAACAAGGUCUUGACUCCACAGAAGUGCGGUGACGUGUAUCUGUAUGAUCUACUUCCGACUCCAACACGUGGCGGUAGUCCCUACCAGCACCACUCCGCGUCCACUGAUCCGCUAGAUACGUACGACGUUCCAAAGCCAGCAUUUCCCAUCAAUUACGAUACACCACGGGUGGUCACGAACACCGCCACACUAUCAUCAUCAGCAGCAGCAUCAUCAUCAUCACAAUCUGCCACAGAAUCGUACGAUGUUCCACGGCCGGUGAAUAAUUUGUUGUCCCAGCAAAACCUAACCCCCAGCAGCUCCAACUCAUCCCUGCUCACCUCGGACAGUCUCAGUCUGUCCUCUUCCAAUCGGUCGUCACUGGCAAACAUGCCCGAUUAUGACGUUCCCCGCAGAAACCCCGUGUCGAUACGGUCAACACCUCCACCACCGCAACAACAGCAGCAACCUCCAACACCACAUUCCCAAAGUAGUGGCAUCUUCAGCAGUAACCAUUCGAUGUCGAUGUCUUCGUUCUCCUCCUGCACCAGUACUUACGAUGUUCCUCAAACUCCUCUUCACCAGCAGCAACAGUCGCAACUGCUAAGCCCUCCGGCAGCACUUCCCUCCAAGGAACUUCCACUCGAACUGAUUUCGGCGCUGGAAACUCUUGCCAGACUGCAGAAUGAAGCUACGUCUGCCGUUUCCAGACUGCUCGGUUUUGUUUCUCCAAACUGGAGAACCAAAGAAAAGCUGGAUCCGAUAAUGAUGGAUCUUAAGUUAGCCGCUGUGCGGCUUCGAACUGCACUGCACGAUCUGGCCGAAUUCGGAGAUGGUGCAUUAGGAAAUGCCACCAAAGCGGAAGAUAAAGGUCUAGCUCAAAAAUUGCGACCACUCGUCAAAGCACUACGGGAUGCCGAUAAAUUGGUCCACGAAGCAUCACAAAAUCUGGACAACCAAGGCUGGACCUUGGUGACGCUACAGCGACCGGAGGCAACGCAGAAGCUCCAACAGCAGCUACCGCCGGACAGUUUGGAUCAGCUUAUUGCCUGUGCCCAAACACUGACGGAAGAUGUCCGACAAACGGCAUCCUUCAUCCAGGGCAACGGAACGCUACUGUUCAAACGUACGACGGCUUCGACGGCGACAACACCACAGACACCGACCGGACACAAGGGUCAAGUCACCGCGAAUGGUGCUGAUUGGCCCGAAGACUAUGACUACGUCAGUCUGGAAUCGAAAGAAGCGGCCGCCAAAACGAAUGCCGAAAUCCACGAUGCCCUGCCGCAGGAUCUGAAGAAAAAUUUCGAAAAUGUGGUUCGGAAUGCAGAUGCUGCCGCCGCUGUGUGCACUGAAAAAAACGAAGUUCUCGAUCCGAACGAUAAAUCAGUUCUGGUUUACUAUGCCUCACAGACCGUAACGCAUAUGGGCUACCUCACACAGGCGAUCGAUGCCUUCCUGCAAACGGUGGAGCACAAUCAACCUCCGAAAUUCUUCCUAGCCUACGGUAAGUUCGUCGUUCUGAGCGCACAUAAUCUGGUCAACAUUGGUGAUAUCGUUCACCGAAACGUCUCACGGGAGAACGUCAAAACACGAGUGCUCCAGUGUGCCGAUGCCCUCUCCGAAGCACUGAAGACCUGUGUCGCCAAAACAAAAAAGGCUGCCCAACACUUUCCCAGUGUUACGGCCGUGCAAGAAAUGGUCGAUUCGGUGGUUGAUAUUUCUCAUCUAGCAAGCGAUCUGAAGAUUGCGAUGCUCGAGGCGGUUCAACAAUAAAAUGCAGAUCAGAAAAUUCCAUGUGAUCUCAUAACUGCAUCAGAGUGGUUUGCGUCAAUUCUAGCUCUGCUGGCGAGAUCAGAGAGUGGUGCCAUUUUUGCUGGAUGUUCAGUAACCAAAAAAAAGCAUGUUUUUUUCCGUUCGACAGUGUCAUUUGCAUGCAUGCUUUACCGAUGAAGGCACAAAGAGGAAAAGAUUGUAUAUCGGAAGAGUCCUAUCAUAAAUGCGCGUGUGAAUUCAGUCAGUUAGAACUGACUUUCAACUGACUCGAAAAACCCAGCCUACAAACCCAAAGCAACCAGUUGUCCGCGAAACACAAAUGCACAAACCUGAAUCGAGUGGGCCAACUUUAUACAGAAAUGCCAAACUUAGUACUACAUAAGGAUCUGUUCCAGGUCUUUUGAAAACAGUUUCCGGUAAAAACUUAAUCUCAGUGUCAUUUUGAGUUAUCUGUUUGCCAACGAACAGCUAUCAAUGUUUGUUUUAUAUGAUCGCAACAUAAGGCAAACAAUGAACCCAAGAACCGAUCAUACUUACGAGUAGAGUUAUGUUCGUCGAACGAUAAGUACGGAAAAAAUCAAUCAUAGAUUUGACUUUUACACACCUUAUGAAUGUCUAUUUGAAAUGAAAUCGAAAAAAACUAAGAGUAAUCCCUGAUCGUCUCACUGUUUUCCGUAUAAUCCAAUACCAAUGAUCGCGAUUCUUAACUGUAAUCAAUAUUUGAUCAAUUCGUUAAAAUUACGUUUCUACUGUAUAUUUUCGAAAUUAUGCAAUUUUUCGUAAACUUAAGCACAGUAAAAUUUCAACAAUUACGUAUCUAGGAAACAAAGAAAAAGAAAAAAAAGCGCACACCAAAUUGCACGUAGGACAAAAUGUUUCUUCUAAAUUCGGAAAUAGAAUCCGAAAUAAAAAAUUUCCCCCCGCAAGACAAUUAGUUAUCAGAUUUUCUUGCUUAGUCAUACAAUGCAAUAACUUGAUAAAAAAAAAUGUAUUCCUCUUUUUGUGGGAAUACUUAUACUUUAAGCCGAUUAUCCGGGUAAAUACCCAAGUUUACCUUUUAGAAAGUUUAUUUUCAUACCAGUUUCCAACGUAGAGUCGCAAAAUGUUCCGUUAUCCCAGCUUUUACAUUCAACUGGUAAUCAAUUACCGGUACUAUUUCUUAACCUAAGUAGAUGUAUAGUCGUAUGAUUGUAUUUUGUAAUCAGUAACGGUUAAUCAUUCGAUUGUGGCAAAAAAAAAUUAAGAAAAAGAUCAUCAUCAUCAUCAUCAUAUACAACCACGCCACAUGCUAGGUUAACCUGUGUACUAAUAAUAAUGAUAGUAGUAAAAAUAAAAUAAAUUAUUCAAGAUA
Molecule: messenger RNA, 4101 nt
Organism: Malaya genurostris
Lineage: Eukaryota; Metazoa; Arthropoda; Insecta; Diptera; Culicidae
Gene: p130CAS
Product: breast cancer anti-estrogen resistance protein 1
Biological process (GO): cell migration; cell surface receptor protein tyrosine kinase signaling pathway
Cellular component (GO): plasma membrane; cytoplasm
Molecular function (GO): protein binding
Source: RefSeq, a predicted model, not a curated record